AUGACGGCAAGAAAGGUAAGACACUCUUUAAUCAUCUUUAAUGAUCUUUAAUGAUCUUUAAUUAUCUUUAAUCAUCUUUAAUUAUCUUUAAUUAUCUUUAACUAUCUUUAAUUAUCUUUAAUUAUCUUAUGUUUGUGCUGAAAGACGGAAAAUCUGUCACUAGUUAGAGUCACUCGUUAGUAUUACUAGUUAGAUUAACUCGUUAGUAUCACUAGUCAGAUUCGCUCGUUAGUACUGAGUGACAGAGACACAGAGGGACUACAUGAUCCAGGACUGAGAUGGUUGGUGAAGGUCUUUGGUGGGUUUGCAGACCGUUGGUUCUUCACAGAAGUUGUUUAUUUUUUUUUAAAGUUGUCCUUCCUGUUUUCCCUGUAAACAGGAAGUGACAUCGAGAUGUGCGGGCAGAGAAGUGACAGCCAAUCAGCAGAGGAGCUCUGACCACCUGAUCCACGGCCUGAGCGUUGACCGCUACAGACAGAUCUACGGCGCCGUGCUGCAGCCCUCGGUCCUCUCGGCUCUGUCCUCGUCCAAACCCACGGUGAGACACUUUCAUAGAGCAGGUUCAGAACCAGAACCAGAACCAGAACCAGAGACCGGUCCGUUCAGGACAGAGUCAAACCAAAAACCAGAGCCCUGAUCAGGAACUACGUCCCCCAUCACCCUGAAGUGUUUAUAGAUGUUCAAUAACAUGGAGGUUUCUUACCGUUACCAUGGUAACAGAGUCUGACCCUCCAACAGCACAAACACUAAAGUUAACAAUCAUCAGUGUGUGUGUGAGUGUGAGUACCAUCAUCUUUCAUCAUCUUCAUCAUCUUCAUCCAGCUCUGCUGCCCUCUGCUGGACAGAAGGAGAGCCCAGUGUGUGUGUUUGUGUGUGUGUUUGUGUGUUUGUGUGUGUGUGUGUGUGUGUAUAAACAUACAUAUAUUCUAACAGUGUGUGUGUGUGUGUGUGUGUGUGUAUAAACAUACAUAUAUUCUAACAGUGUGUGUGUGUGUGUGUGUGUGUGUGUGUGUGUCUUCCCUCUCAUAUUUCAGGACUAUGUCUGUGGGGUGUUGGAGCUGAAGCGGCGUCUGUGGGAGGCUCUGAGUCGACCUCAGCUGCAGGAGAGGCUGAUGGAGGACGGGCGGGUGGAGGUCACAGAGAUGUUCGACCUGACCUGA
Xyrichtys novacula (pearly razorfish) is the source of this 1160-nucleotide messenger RNA. The record is from the annotation of a GenBank genome assembly. Lineage: Eukaryota; Metazoa; Chordata; Actinopteri; Labriformes; Labridae.